CCCCCGCCGAGCGCUCGGCCCUUCCCGCUCGCCGUAGGCGGCCGUGUGGGGCCGUCGCUAAGAUGGCGGCCAAGGUGGCAAAGCUGGCAGCUGUUUCUUCUGGUCUGCCAUUUGCAUGUAUUACUGUAUAUGCAGCAACAGAAAAGGAAUCAAAAAGUCAGCUGGUGAAGCCAAGUCAGCUUCCAAUUUACGGUCCACCACCUCUGAAAUUGAAAUACAUAGAAGAACAGCCUGGUCGCUUGCAGAAGCAAUUUUCUUCAGUAAGACAGACAACCGGCCGCUAUAUUGGAUGGUGCAAGGAUGCUUUUGUCUUUGUUAAGAAUGGAAUAAUGGAUUCAAUUCAGUUUGGAAAAGAUGCUUAUGUUUACCUGAAGAAUCCACCUCCAGAAUUUCUUCCCAAAGUUGGUGUAAUUACAAUAUCAGGCUUAGCUGGCAUAGUGCUGGCAAGAAAAGAUUCUAGAUUUAAGAAAAUUGCUUAUCCUUUGGGACUUACUACUUUAGGAAUUUCUGUUUGUUACCCAGCUCAGUCAGUGGUAAUUGCCAAGGUAACAGGGAAAAAGUUAUUUUCUGCAAGCCAUCAAACCUAUGAAGCUGUGCGAUCACUAUGGGCAAAAAAGGAAGAUGUCACCAAGCUGCAGCAAGAGUCAAAACCAGUUACGCAAGAAGAUAAGAAAAAGAAAGAAAUUUCUGGUACAAAACCUGAGUCUGCUAUUGAGUCGAAAUCAUUUAACAGAAGAGAAUCUUCUCCGGUAGAGUCUUGGAGUAAUAGAGACCUAGUGCCUUCAUCAGGAACAGUGAAGACACCAAAAUUUAAGCCUGAUCCAAAACUUGUGGACCAUGGUCAGUCCAGCCCAGAAGAUGUGGAUAUGUACAGUACUAGAAGCUAAGACAAAUCUGCUUACAAAUCUUUGCAAAGCAUUGCAGACAAGGGGGAGGGAAGAUGGGAAGGAAUAACUCUUACAAUACAUACUCUGUGAGGUAUAAAUUAAUCAGGUAUUUUCUUAUUGCCCAGUUUGUAUUAUUGACUUAUGUGAUUAGCGAGUAUUUUGUUUCUCACUACUUAGAAGCAGUGAAAAUUCACUCGUCGUCAGUGUCAUUAGUGAGACACUGAGAAAAUGAGAUUUCUCAGUGUCUUCUCACAAUGAGGUUUCUCUGUGCCAAGCUUGUUAAUAAAUGUUACUUCACAAAGUAUA
Tyto alba (common barn owl) is the source of this 1193-nucleotide messenger RNA. It is a transcript of the gene APOOL, whose product is annotated as apolipoprotein O like. NCBI's taxonomy places the organism in Eukaryota, Metazoa, Chordata, Aves, Strigiformes, Tytonidae. The record is from RefSeq and is a predicted model, not a curated record. Gene Ontology annotation, biological process: cristae formation. The transcript has 9 exons. Bases 63 to 887 code for a protein of 274 amino acids. Gene Ontology annotation, cellular component: MICOS complex.